GUCAAAUACAAGAUGGAUGGAAUCACGACAGCAACACGCUCAACACAUUUCUAAAAAGAAAGUGGUAUUUCAGUGCUGCCUGGGAAUACGGCAAAAAUAUUGGCUAGAAUGGACAACUUGGUUCACUACAGUAACCCAGCGCAUGCCAUCUCGCUGCUGAGCAUCCUCAAUGAGCAGCGUCUACGGGGCCAGCUGUGUGACAUUGUGCUGGUGGUGGGGGACCAGCGGUACCAGGCCCACCGGAGUGUCCUGGCCGCCAGCAGUGAGUACUUCCAGUCUCUCUUCUCCAGGAGGGACUCGGAGCACCGCGCCAUGGUCCAGCUGGACUUCUGUGAGCCUGACGCCUUUGAGCUGGUCCUCAACUACAUCUACUCUUCCUCCCUGUUUGUGGACAAGGGCAGCCUGGCUGCCAUCCAGGAGAUGGGCUACAGCCUGGGCAUCCCUUUCCUGACCAACAUCAUGGCCAUGAGGCCGCAGGUUUCAUACUGCAUCUCCAGAAAAAGGGUGUCCUUUACAGAUGAGGAUGAUGGCGGCUAUCAGCAAAGGAGUGUCAUCGUACGUCAGAGCCGCGGCGAAGCCGCUGGGGUUGGUGGUGCUCAUAGCCAGGGUUCAAGCUUGCUUAAGUCACUGAAGCACGGCCCUUACUCGGCCUCUGAGGAGGAAGCCUUAGCCAUGUCGGUUAAAGAACAAAGCCAGGCCUCUCGACUGCGUCGAGGUAAUGCAGUCGAGAGGAGCGGUGACUUUACAGAUCGUAAUCCCAGCAGGUCCUCGGACGACAAGUCCAUCAGCUCGGCCACUCCAUCCAUCAUGAAGGGACGGUCAGCUCAGAGCACUAAUACAUCUGUAAGACCUCAGCUGACCUCGUCUGUAUCUUUCAGUGAGUCCCAGAUACAGCAUGCGAGUUUACUGCCGGAUUCCAGUGUUGACCCUGGAGAGGAACAACCAGAGCCCCAUUACAGCCCCAAAACGUCCAUCUCGGGCCAGCAGACGGAGCGACACCCACCUGUGGACCGCAGCGGACCCCUCAUUAAAAGCCUGUUGCGGAGGUCCUUGUCCAUGGACAGCCCCGUUCCUAUCUUCUCCCCAGCGCUGGAGCUCAAAGACUCACAGAACAGGGAGCACUCUGUGGUGAAAAUGGCCACAAAGACGAGCAUGACGACGCCGUCGUCCGCUGACCAGAAACACCAGGGGUCACAGGACGUUCCAUCUUUGAUUCUCAGGGCCAGACACCACAACAUGUACGAGAGGGGGGGCGGUCAGGGAACAGACGUCCACGUGAAAACCGAGCCCAGCAGUCCACUGGCUGACCCCUCUGAUAUUAUACGUAUUACGGUAGGGGAUAAUCUACCUGUCAACCUCAGAGACCUGCAAAUAAACUUUGAUGAGAACCCAAAAGGUUACUUUAACCAUGCUGGAAAACGGAGGGCAAGGAUAGAUAACUUGAGUAAUCCGUACAAGCGGUCUCGGAUGGUGAAUGAACACUAUUUCGCACACAAGGACACUGGACCAGCUAAUGUACAGAGCACCUCAAACGCGGAGGAUGGCAGUGAAGAGCCGGGCGAGUUAAGACCAAACAAGAUGUUUAAAUGCUGGAACUGUUUAAAGAUCUUUCGAUCGAAUGCGGGUUUGUAUCGGCACGUGAACAUGUAUCACAACCCAGAGAAACCGUACGCCUGCGACAUAUGUCACAAGCGCUUUCACACCAACUUCAAAGUGUGGACCCACUGCCAGACACAGCACGGUGUGGUGCAGAACCCGGCGGCGUCCUCGAGCUCAUACUCGGUGCUGGACGAGAAGUUCCAGAGGAAGCUGAUCGACAUUGUGCGCGAGCGUGAAAUCAAGAAGGCCUUGAUCAUGAAGCUCAGGAGAAACAAACAGAAUCUACAGGCUCAGCCCUUUGCCAAAAAGAGUCUGCGGUCAAGGUCGACCUAUGUCUGCCCCUACUGCGGGAAGAUGUUCUGGUUCCAGUCGCAGUUCAGGCAGCACCUGAAAAUGCACCCAGUAGAGAACGACAACCCUCAGAUAGACCGAGGAGUUGAGUCUGCGGAGAACCAGAACCAGAUGGCUCACUUGAAAGAAAACCAAAGCAAGGACGUAUACCCUUGCAAGCUUUGCAAUGCAAAGCUCUCCUCUCCCAUGGAGCAAGGGGACCACGAGAGGGGCUGCCGACACGCCACUGUCUGUCCAUACUGUGGCCUGCGCUUCUCCAGCCCCUCGGUCAAGAGGGACCACGAGGCCCACUGCGACUACAAGAAGCUCACCUGCCUGGAGUGCAUGCGCACCUUCAAGUCCUCCUUCAGCAUCUGGCGCCACCAGGUGGAGGUGCACAACCACAACAUGAUGACCGUCCGGGAGCAGUUGUCGCUCGGCCAGCAGGAGAACCAUGGGCAGGACGAUGACGACGACGGCGGCGACGCUCCGCCUCGGGGACCGCACCUUCCGCAGCACCACCAGGAGUCGUUGGGCGACAACAUGAGGAAGGAGGCCUUCUACCGCGACUCCUCUUCGCUGCCCAUGUUCGACUCGGAGGACUCGUCGUACAUGCCCGAGGACCUCAGCAUGGGCUCUCAUGGCGAGCACGGCGAGCUGCAGGUGAAGGAGGAGCCCCUGGAGGAGGCGGUGAGCGAGAGGGAGAGUGCAGCCGCUGGGAGUGCUGCUGCUGCUGCUGCUGCUGCUGCUGCUUAUGACCCAAACCACACUCAAUUCAGGGUGGCCUUGGUGUUCAUUAAUUGUCCCCUUGCUUACCCGUUAGCUGUCACCUCGGAGGUGACCUUCUCGGAGAUCACGGCAUACCCUGAGCCUCCCAGAGGAGUGCCUCAACCUCAGUGGAAGUUUCCAUACUCCUUUUUCUCCCGGGGACAAGAGGAGCUGGAUGGGGGUCUUUGA
Molecule: messenger RNA, 2886 nt
Organism: Alosa alosa (allis shad)
Lineage: Eukaryota; Metazoa; Chordata; Actinopteri; Clupeiformes; Clupeidae
Gene: zbtb21
Product: zinc finger and BTB domain containing 21
Exons: 4
Coding region: 109-2886 (925 amino acids)
Biological process (GO): regulation of transcription by RNA polymerase II
Cellular component (GO): nucleus
Molecular function (GO): RNA polymerase II cis-regulatory region sequence-specific DNA binding; protein binding; DNA-binding transcription factor activity, RNA polymerase II-specific
Source: RefSeq, a predicted model, not a curated record